This is a messenger RNA of Blepharisma stoltei, 213 nucleotides long. Lineage: Eukaryota; Ciliophora; Heterotrichea; Heterotrichida; Blepharismidae. The record is from the annotation of a GenBank genome assembly.
AUGUUUUCUGAAGAAAAAGUGAAAGUACCUUUGAUAAGAUUUAUUUAUUAUCAAGCUUUUCCAGAGUGGCUAGAGGAAGUUUUGCAUGGAAUUAAUUUUUCUGAAUAUGGUGGUCGUAUUCUUCCUGACGAAGGAUCUAUAUCUCAUAACGUCAGAAUCCUAGGAGAUGCAAUAUACGAAGCUUUCAAUCAAGAAGCACAGCAUGAAGAAUAA